AUGGGAGUAUUCAAAUCCAACCAACUCAUUACAGCUGCCUCUGUCAUUGUUUUAUUACUAUUCCUUGAAAGAGGACAAUGCGAUUCAAUUUGUCCCAAUGGCAUAACGAACAUCACAGCUUCCAGUGGUGAGAUUGAAUAUCCUGAGUCAGGUACUUAUGGUAAGAAUGAGACCAAAUGUUGGAGCAUUACGGUCCCCGACACUUAUUAUCUCAUUCUAUUUUAUUUUUCCAGGAUUGAUAUAGAAAGGUGCUCUGAUUGUAAGUGCGACUAUCUUCAAAAAGAAACUUCCUACAGCUAUUUGAACCAGCGGUUUAAAGAAUGUGGACGAUAUAGUUACAACUAUUUACAGGGAUAUAUCGUCAACGUCGACUGGACAACUGGCGAGAUUUUGGCUGGACCGACGGUCUAUCUUCGCUUCGUGUCGGAUGAUACUGUACACUACACAGGAUUUAAGUUGAACUUCAUAGCCAUGUCUAGGACAGAGGGUGACAUAAACUAUCUGAAUGCAAGCGAAGAUGAAACUAUUGAGUUUGGCACACCAAAAGUCGACAUUGAGAACUACCCCUCAAAUUACGCAGAACAGUGGAUUUUAAUCGUCCCUGAGGGACGGAAAGUCCAGAUAAACUUCGACAUAUUUGAACUGGAAGACAGCGAGGAUUGCAAAAACGACUACGUUGAGUUCCGUGAAGCAUCCAUCACAGUUGGUGAUCGUAAAAGAAUAUAUGGCCAUUUUGGUCCAAUCCUGACAGGACGCCUGUGUGGAAAUGCAAAGCCAAACUCGAUACUGAGUCAAGGGAAUAUGGUUUGGGUUCAGUUCGCGAGUGAUAGAAAUUCUACCAGAGUGCGCAAGGGAUUCAAAGCUUCUUUUAAAGCAGGACAGGGAAGAUUGCCUGUAAGCCGUCCAAUGAUGCUUCUUUUUCUCUCAGCUUUGAUAAUGUAUGUGUCAAAGAACAACUUGUUCUAGUCCUGUCAAGUGGGAAUCUUUCUUUUAGGUCAUUUUUAGCUCUUAGCGGAUCGAAUUUAUCUGUACGUUGUGGUUUCUUUUUUUUGUGUUAAAAAGUUUUUCAGAUCAGUUUUGGAGCUGAGUCGAUUUCAUUUGUAUGCAUAAUUUUUGUACAAGAUAAACGAAAUUUAAUUGGUGUGAAAGCUCUUAGACUUGAAAAGGCUUGAAAAACAUUAUUUGAAUCUUUGAAGUAACUAAGUAUAUAUGCGUAAUUAGCUAAGAGUGAGGACAAGGUGGCAGGACAUUGUCACAGUUUUUUUUCUUUUUUUGCAUUUUUAUGACUGGGACGGAGUCAAGGUGCAUGAAAAGGCAAAAACGGGGCUAAAAAAACGGCUAAACAAAACAAAACGGGCAUAACGCCCAGCCAUCUUGACCCAACAAGCUAGGUAAAUCGAGGAUUUAUCAUAUAACAAACAUGUAUCGCUUUAAUAAGAAUCAAGAGUGACAUAUUGCUUUGUGUUCUAAUUUUGAUAUUUUCGGGUUUUAUAGCACAA
Molecule: messenger RNA, 1499 nt
Organism: Pocillopora verrucosa
Lineage: Eukaryota; Metazoa; Cnidaria; Anthozoa; Scleractinia; Pocilloporidae
Source: RefSeq, a predicted model, not a curated record